Molecule: messenger RNA, 447 nt
Organism: Aureobasidium uvarum
Lineage: Eukaryota; Fungi; Ascomycota; Dothideomycetes; Dothideales; Saccotheciaceae
Source: the annotation of a GenBank genome assembly
AUGGCUGGAAAGCGUGCAAGAGAUUUGAAUGGCGAAGAUGAAACGACCCACGAUACGACUCAUCCCUCGCGCAAGCGACGUGUUGAAUUUGGUGUUGCCGACGCUAAAUUGGCUGCCCUGUACAACGAUCUGUCCGACGACGUGAAAGCAACCAGAUUGAAGGCUGCCGCAGACCUGAUCCGCGCCCUUGCAGAAGCGGACCCUGAGGCCCUGGACAAGUCUCUGACUAGACUCAUUAGAGGUCUCUGCAGUAGCCGUAAAGCCGCGAGAUCUGGAUUCUCGGUGGCUUUGAUAGAAAUAUUGAAGCUGACAUCCAAAUCUCCGACCACGGGUGUCGAGGGCGUGGACUUGACUCUUCCCGCGAUCAUUGACAAGAUUGUCUUGAUCACACAACCGGAGGAGCAGAGCAACAACAAGGUACGCCAUCACCGGGUUAUCCGCAUAUGA